Messenger RNA from Naegleria lovaniensis, 324 nucleotides. RefSeq lists its product as uncharacterized. NCBI's taxonomy places the organism in Eukaryota, Heterolobosea, Eutetramitea, Acrasida, Naegleriidae. The coding region runs from base 1 to 324 and encodes 107 amino acids. The transcript has a single exon. The record is from RefSeq and is a predicted model, not a curated record.
AUGAACAGUGCAACAUCAGCUCUCAAAUCAGCCAACCGUUCACAAAUUCUCAUUCUCUAUCGAAAAUUGCUCCGAGUGGGUUAUCAAUGGCCUCGAUGGGAGGAUUCCGAUGAUGGUGCAUAUUUAGGAGAUUUUAUAUUGGACAAAACGAAGAGGGAGUUUAGAAAGAAUAUUAAUGUUGCGGAAAGUGGUCCGUUGAUGGAAAGAGCACGACGGGAAUUGAGAUUUCUACAAACUUUACAGGCUGAUAUUUUCAAAAAACAAUUUGUGUUGAAAAGAAAUUAUGCAGAGUCUGCGGAGGAAAUUGAUCAUGGCGCAAAAUAA